CAUCCGGUCCGGCAGCUGAAUGUGCCCGCCAACACCGCUUGUCGUGUGGAUUUAUCCCGAAUGUGGUGUGCACGAGGUGUUGCGCUUAGAUUAGCAAAAAUAUCUCCUUCGGUAGCAAACAAAAAACAUUUUCGGUCUUUAACGAGCUUACGUGUACUGUCCAGCUGGGGUCGUUUUAGCUCUGUGAACAUUUCGGGCGUAGAGCGACGAUUUAUGUCCACUGACGCGAAGAGGAUCCGCACCGACAACAUGACUGUUAAAAAGAUCGGAACACACAACGGGACCUUCCACUGCGACGAGGUGCUGGCCUGCUUCUUUCUCCGUCAGCUGCCGGAGUACGCGGAUGCUGAAAUUGUUCGGACAAGAGACGCAGCACUGCUGGCAGAAUGUGAUAUUGUUGUUGACGUGGGAGGAGAAUUUGACUCCAAGAGGCAUCGCUAUGAUCACCACCAGAGGACUUUCACAGAGAACUUCCACAGUCUGUGUCCAGAGAAGCCGUGGGUGACCAAGCUCAGCUCCGCCGGUCUGGUCUAUCUGCACUUUGGCCGUCGACUGCUGGCCCAGCUGACGCAGCUGAAGGAGGACGACGGGCAGCUGGAGGUGCUCUUUGACAAGCUGUACGAGAACUUUGUGGAGGAGGUGGAUGCUGUGGACAACGGCAUCUCGCAGUUUGACGGAGAGGCUCGCUACGCCGUCUCCUCCACGCUGAGUGCACGUGUCGCACAUCUGAAUCCACGCUGGAACAGCAAGAGUCAGGAUACUGAGGAGGGUUUCCGGAAGGCUCUGAAGAUGGUUGGGGAGGAGUUCCUGGACCGUUUGGAUUUCUACAAGUCCUCCUGGCUGCCGGCUCGAACAAUUGUUGAACAAGCGGUCAAAGAGAGACAUCAGGUUGAUCCCAGUGGAGAGGUGUUGCUGUUCUCUCAGGGUGGCUGUCCCUGGAAGGAGCAUCUGUUCGCGCUAGAGCAACAGCUCGGCGUGGAGACUCCCAUCAAGUUUGUCCUUUACCCAGACCAGAACGGCCAGUGGCGGGUCCAGUGUGUCCCUGCAGGGCUCAACACCUUCCAAAACAGGCUGUCCCUUCCGGAGGAGUGGCGUGGUGUGCGAGAUGAAGCGCUAUCAGAGCUCAGUGGGAUUAAGGGCUGCAUCUUUGUCCAUGCCGGAGGAUUUAUUGGCGGCAACAAGACCCAGGAAGGAGCCCUGGAGAUGGCCAGGAGGACCCUGCAGGCUGCCGCCCAGUCACCUGCAAACGGAAGCAGCUGAACGUUGAGAAAGAGCAGCCAACGUUUUAUAGAGCAUCAACGAUGAACGCGUUGGUAUAGAUUAUAGUGGUUUUGUUAAAUCAUGUUCUAUCUACCUGUUCUGUGGAUGCGGUUGGGUUUUCUGCUGUUGUAAAGGCCACUUUCAUGUUUGUAAUUGUAUUUACUGCUCGGUUAAAAACAUCAAUAAAUAAACAGUAUUUCUGCCUCUG
Molecule: messenger RNA, 1468 nt
Organism: Fundulus heteroclitus (mummichog)
Lineage: Eukaryota; Metazoa; Chordata; Actinopteri; Cyprinodontiformes; Fundulidae
Gene: myg1
Product: myg1 exonuclease
Exons: 7
Coding region: 61-1260 (399 amino acids)
Cellular component (GO): cytoplasm; nucleus
Source: RefSeq, a predicted model, not a curated record